AUGAAGUCAAGCGAGAUAAAAUCACUUCAAUCUGGAAUCAAAACUUUAGAAGAAAAAUUAGCCUUAGCUCAAAAAGAUUUGUCAAAAAAACAUUCCGAAAUUUUAUCUCUCAAAGACAAAUUGGCUAAGUUACAGAUUACUACGCAAGAAAAUGACUCAAACAGACAUAUCAAAAAAAUAUUCCGAAUUUUGUCUCUUAAUUCUGAGCUAAGUGAGUUAAAAAUCGAGCUGACGCUGGAAGCCAGUGAUACUAUUGAAACUUCUGGAGUUUCUGACCCACCUUUGCUCUGCGAUGGUACCACUGAGUCCGUAGUUGAGUCUGUAGUUGGUGGAGAUGUACAACAGCAUAGAUUAGAAGAAGCGGAGCUUCGAGUCUUCGACUCAUCUGAGUCCCAGGAGAGCGCUUCUAAUACACGUGAUAGCCAAAUAUUUGGCUCACAGAACGAGGAUGUUUCUGAGUUUAGCCUUCGUCCUUUUUUGAUUAAAAGGCCAAGUUUGGAAUCAAUAAAAAAUAUUGAGAAUACACGUAAAUUUUCUACUUGCUUCACAGGCCGUACAUCAGCAGAGAGAAAAGAUAGUAUUGAUAGCGAGAAGAAGAGUUCUAUAGAUAGCUUGAUACAAAAUAUGGAGCAGACAAAAUCUGACUCACAUAUGUCUAUGCUUCCGUACGGCAGUGGUUACACAGGAGGAAUAGAGGCGCCAAUGGUACCACUGCAAGCUGCUUAG
This is a messenger RNA of Paraglomus brasilianum, 726 nucleotides long. NCBI's taxonomy places the organism in Eukaryota, Fungi, Glomeromycota, Glomeromycetes, Paraglomerales, Paraglomeraceae. The record is from the annotation of a GenBank genome assembly.